This is a messenger RNA of Ochotona curzoniae (black-lipped pika), 2782 nucleotides long. It is a transcript of the gene RSRC1, whose product is annotated as arginine and serine rich coiled-coil 1. The coding region runs from base 137 to 1141 and encodes 334 amino acids. Lineage: Eukaryota; Metazoa; Chordata; Mammalia; Lagomorpha; Ochotonidae. Gene Ontology annotation, biological process: alternative mRNA splicing, via spliceosome. Gene Ontology annotation, cellular component: cytoplasm; nucleus. The transcript is spliced from 10 exons. The record is from RefSeq and is a predicted model, not a curated record.
GAACCAGGAAGGCGCUGAGCUUAAACUGAGGCAAGUUGGGAGGACGCCGGCGGCGCCCUCGCCCAAAGACGCGUUUCCCGGUCCGCGGCCCCUGCAGGUCCACGCGAGGGGUGAGCCCGACGACCUAGACCCAGAAAUGGGACGUCGGUCAUCAGAUACUGAAGAAGAAAGUAGAAGCAAGAGAAAAAAGAAACACCGCAGACGCUCAUCCUCGAGCAGUUCUUCAGAUAGUAGAACCUACAGUCGCAAGAAAGGUGGUAGGAAAUCAAGAUCAAAGUCCAGAUCUUGGUCCAGAGAUCGUCAGCCCCGUUCACAUUCUUAUGAUAGAAGACGCAGACAUCGGUCAAGCAGUAGCUCUUCUUAUGGCUCUAGAAGAAAACGAAGUCGAAGUCGUUCAAGGGGUCGUGGGAAAUCCUACAGAGUUCAGAGGUCUAGGUCGAAAAGCAGGACGAGAAGGUCCAGGUCGAGACCUCGUCCACGUUCCCAUAGUCGAAGCAGCGAAAGGUCGAGCCAUAGAAGAACCCGCAGUCGCUCUCGGGACAGAGAAUGGCGUAAAGGCAGAGAGAAAGAGAAAAGAGAAAAAGAGAAGGAUAAAGGCAAGGACAAGGAAUUACACAACGUAAAACGUGGGGAAUCUGCAAACAUCAAAGCUGGAUUAGAACAUCUGCCACCAGCAGAGCAGGCCAAAGCCAGACUACAAAUGGUUCUUGAGGCUGCUGCAAAAGCUGAUGAAGCUUUAAAGGCCAAAGAAAGAAAUGAAGAAGAAGCAAAGAGGAGAAAGGAGGAAGACCAAGCCACCCUGGUAGAACAAGUAAAAAGAGUAAAAGAAAUUGAAGCAAUUGAAAGUGACUCUUUUAUUCAGCAGACAUUCAGAUCCAGUAAAGAAGUCAAAAAGUCCGUGGAACCUACUGAAGUGAAACACGCGACUCCGGCAUCAGGACCAGCGUCAGUACUUGCUGAUCCACCCAGUGCUGAAAAAGAAAUCGACACCACCAGCAUCCCUACUGCAAUCAAAUACCAAGAUGACAAUUCCCUGGCCCACCCAAAUUUAUUUGUUGACAAGGCUGAUGCUGAGGAAAAGUGGUUCAAGAGAUUAAUUGCACUCCGACAGGAAAGGCUCAUGGGCAGUCCAGUGGCGUAAGCAAUACCCGUGUGACUCAAGUGACAAAAACAUCCUGAAGUUCGAUUUUAAAUCCCAGGAUUAACUUUUCACUCUUAGAAAGGAUUUUUAUCAGAUGAAAUCUCUCCUUUCUCUCUUGUAAGCUUAGAUAUUUGUUGAUUGGAAUUAAAUAAAGCAUUUUGAAUAUUACACUUACUAUAAAACUGAAGCCGCGCGAGGGUGUAACGGUAUUAAGAGUCGUACAGAUGGCAACACUAAAUGGCUCCUGGUGUUUCUUAGUGCGAUUUGUAAACUGUCCAAUUGUCGUUUACACUUAAUCCUAGCCAAAGCACCAAGAAGUGAUCAUAUUAUCAUUUUAAUGUGUAAUUUUAUUAAUAAUUAAGCAUGUGUUAAGAAUCCAAUUAUUUGCUGAGAUUCCAACUUCCAUGUUAUGAAAGGAUUUUUGAUUCCUUAAUUUCAUCUUAUUAUAAAUUUUCAUCACAAUGUAAGUACCCUAAGUAACCCAAGUAAGAUAAACAUGCUUAUUGAAAAUAAAACAAAAUAAAAUAAAAUAAAAGGGUAAGUUUUGCUUAAAGAUUCCAUGUGCCAGAUACUCCCUUUGAAACAGGCUGGCUGAUGUGGCUUAUUUUUCAGAAAUUAUGCUAGACCUAACCUGUUGACCAAACACCAUAGUGGGGAAAUAAUUUUGAGAAAAUUGGUAAGAGUUCUCACUUCAGUCUUAGCCAUUUGUUCGCUGCAGGGGAAGCAGCUCCGAGUCCCUUGGUGAGGCUGCCAGUGUAGAAUGCCUUUGUCUGAGAGAAUAGCAAAUUACUGUGCAUUUCGUACUGAACCUCCAGGGAUCAGGGCUUGAGGCCUUACUUUACCAAACUGGUUUCCAACAGCGGACAUGACUAUUUCCCUUUACUAUUUUGUUCUAUAUUCCAUUCUCACUCUCAUUAAGUUUCUUUAACGAACACAAGAUAAACAUGAAAAGUCUUUGGAAUUGGAGCACCAACGUGAAGGCCAUUUUAGUGCUGUCUUUUUAAUAUUUCUAGACCUGUUAAAUCCUAAUCUCUGCCAAAAAUGAAAAGCAUAAAGAACUUAAACUCAAAUACAAAUGACACAGAAAAUACACCAAUUCCGAAUACUUGUUUUCAUACUUGUUUCCCUUCUAAAUAGAAGUUGGUGUUCUUUUUCUGUGACUGUAAAUAAAAGUAUCUGGUCCAAAGUCGGGCUGUGUGGCUUUUACACGUAUAUGCAGAUCUUCAUGAUUUCAGAAAGGGAUACAGUCUGUGAGAUGUUGGUAUUUUACUCUACGCAACUUACAUGCUGUGGGAGUGAGAUUGCCAUUUUAGAAAUUGGGUUUUAGAGCUCAUGGCAAGAAUAUGUGUUGUCAUUUAUGCCACCAGUGAUUUUCCACAGAAAGAACCUGGGCUAGGCAGUUUUUUCUUAAAUAUUUAUGUUCAUUUCAUUUAAAAUGCCAGAGAAAUAGACUGAGGAAGAUCUUACGCACACUGGUUCACCCGCCCACCCAGCUUCAGCAGCUAGGGCGAGUCCAGGCCAGCCACGAGAUGCCAAGGACCAAAAACCUGGGCCGUUUCUGCUGCCUCUCAGUGCACAGAACUGGGCACUGCAAAAUGGAUUGUGGGUGACCCAACCAGUGAUUUCAACUGCUAUGACAAA